AUGGAGCAUAUCCGCACCACCAAGGUAGAGCAAGUGAAAUUACUAGAUAGGUUCAGCACGAGCAAUAAGUCACUGACGGGAACUCUAUACCUUACAGCAACUCAUCUGUUAUUCAUAGACUCAAGCCAGAGAGAGACAUGGAUACUACAUCAUCACAUUGCUGUGGUGGAAAAACUUCCUUUGACUACUUCUGGCUGCCCCCUUGUCAUCCAGUGCAAGAACUUCAGGAUAGUUCACUUCGUCGUUCCCAGAGAGAGAGAUUGUCAUGACAUCUAUAACUCUUUGCUUCAGCUGUCAAGAACAGCAAAAUAUGAAGAACUGUAUGCCUUCUCCUAUAAUCCAAAACAAAAUGAAUCUGAGCAAGUCAAAGGUUGGCAGCUUAUUGAUCUAGCAGAAGAAUAUAAGAGAAUGGGAGUGCCGAAUGCUAACUGGCAGUUGUCCGAUGCGAAUCGUGAUUAUAAGAUUUGUGAAACUUAUCCUAGAGAACUUUAUGUUCCUAGAACUGCAAGCAAGCCCAUAAUUGUUGGUAGCUCCAAGUUCAGAAGCAAAGGAAGAUUCCCAGUGUUGUCGUAUUAUCAUAAAAAUAAAGAGGCUGCAAUUUGCAGAUGCAGUCAGCCUCUCUCAGGUUUCAGUGCCAGGUGCCUGGAAGAUGAACACAUGUUGCAAGCCAUCAGUAAAGCAAAUCCUUCAAAUCGCUACAUGUAUGUCAUGGACACCAGGCCGAAGCUUAAUGCAAUGGCAAACAGAGCUGCUGGGAAGGGCUAUGAGAAUGAAGACAACUACUCUAACAUUAGGUUCCAGUUUGUUGGCAUCGAAAAUAUUCACGUAAUGAGAUCCAGCUUACAAAAACUUCUGGAAGUUAGUGGCACAAAGGGUUUGUCUGUCAAUGACUUCCUGUCUGGUUUGGAGAAUUCUGGAUGGUUGCGUCAUAUCAAAGCUGUGUUGGAUGCUGCUGUCUUCCUAGUCAAGGCAAUAGCGGUUGAGAGCGCGAGCGUAUUAGUGCACUGCUCAGAUGGCUGGGAUAGGACUUCCCAAGUUUGUUCUCUUGGAGCUCUCUUACUAGAUUCCUAUUACAGAACAAUCAAAGGAUUCAUGGUCUUGAUAGAGAAAGACUGGAUCUCUUUUGGGCACAAGUUCUCUGACAGGUGUUGUCAGUUGGAUGGUGAUCCGAAAGAGAUCUCACCAGUGUUCACCCAGUUUUUAGAAAGCGUGUGGAAUCUGACUGAGCAGUUUCCACGAGCCUUUGAGUACAAUGAAGCUUUCCUCCUUCAGAUCCAUGAACACGUCCAUUCAUGCCAGUUUGGUAACUUCCUUGGAAACUCUCAAAAAGAGCGAGAAGAACUAAAAUUAAAGGAGAAGACAUAUUCCUUGUGGCCGUUCCUUCUGGAUGAAAAAAAGAAAUAUCAGAAUCCUCUGUAUAAUCCAGACUUUUCUCCAGAACUAACUCUUUUGGAGCCUAAUACAGUAUCAUUCAAUUUUAAGUUUUGGAGAAAUAUGUACCAUCAGUUUGAUCGAAGUAUGCAUCCCAGGCAAUCUGUGUUCAAUCUUAUAAUGAACAUGAGUGAACAAAAUAAACAACUGGAGGAAGACAUUAAAGAACUGGAAGCUAAAAUAAAGCAGAGAAAUGGGCGGUCAGAUGCAGUCCUUGUGAAGGAACAUCAGCAGUCUGCUCAUCCUGCACCCAUGGCACUGAAGACCCCUCCGUGCUUCAAGGAGCAGCCACUGAUCCCUGUGAAUGAUGCUGUAAGAACUAUAGAGGGCAGCAACACAGCAGACAAUCGCUACAGUGAAUUUGUGGCAGAGUUCUCAAAAGCUGAGCCUGCUGUUGUCAGCUUGGAGUACGGAGUGGCCAGGAUGACCUGCUAAUUAAAAUCUGGCACGGGGCUCCUCUUCUAGACUGAUUGAAUUAAGAGAGAGAUUAUUUUGAGGAUGGGUCUGUGCUGCAUGACCAAAACAUGAUUUGUAUAUUGGCAAGUUUUGUUAACGUAGACUAGAACAACAUGCUAGUUGUCAAGUGUUUGCUGUUCUUUUAAGAAAAAAAAGCGUAGUUGUGUUUUAAAAGAAAUAGGGGCAUUUGGUAAGUAGUGACUAAAAAUCAAGGAAUGGUAUGUCUUUGGACUUAAGUCAGUUUGCACUAAAUUGAUUAAAACAGUAAUAUUACUUUAUUCGGUAUAGGAAAACACAGGUGGUCUUUCAUGGAUUGAUUUUAUUUGGGCAAGAAAACUUGAACUUUCUAUUUUAAGAACGGAGGCUAUGUGUAUAUAUCACAUAUGAUAUGAAUAUAUACCCUUGUUUAAUGUCACCCAGUACUAACUUUCAGUGUAUUUAAGUGCCAUGGAAAAGUACGAUAUAUUUCAAGUCAUAAAUAGUUGGCCUUAAACCUGUCAGAUCAAUGAUAUUGUUGUCCUUGACUAUUGCAGUCUACCUGGCUCUGUUUACAUUGUAUUUGCUCAAAUUGUUAUUUCCUUAAAACAGGACUGAAUAUAAGGAACGAAGCAUGCCUAAGCUGGCACAGCCUUUCGGCAAAUAGCUAUAUGAAUGUAAUUUAUCACUGAAGACUGUUCUUUCUUCCAGUUCCUUUAUUGUUUAAAAUGUAAUAGAUUGGCCUGAUUUUCUUCUGUGGCAGCUCAGUAGAUUGAGCAUCAUUGAAGCUACAGGUUGUGUCUGACCUUAAAUGUUUUGAUUUGUGGCAAGGUAUUUACAUGUAGAGUAAAAAGAGUAAAAUGUGUCAUGUAAGAAAACAAAAUUUAGCUAAUAACGGAAUUGUCAAGUUCAUUCAGGUUGUUUACUAGUGCUGUGCAGUUGUUCAAGUUGCAAGAAUGGAAGCAGAAGUUUUGGAAGUGUAGUCUACUGAUAUUGUUCCCACGUACAAAAAAGUCAUUCAUGUGUCCAAAGCUCACAGGGAAACUGAGUGCCUCCAAAAUCUUUCAUUAGAAGAAAAUUUUAGUUUUUAGUGAAACCCCCUUCUCAUCUUGUAAAAACUUGUUCAACCUGUGCAUAUUUUAAGUAAUUUCAGUACAGUCUGGAGACUUUUAUGUAAUUGGAGAGAGGACAAAAACUUCUUCUAGCAGGAUGCAGUAGAGAUCAUGGGACGUAAGAAAAAAGGGGGAAACUUACAGUUUGUAAGCUUAAUUAUGUAUCUGUAACCUUCUAGUAAGGGAGAAGGUUUUUGCUGAAGUUUGUCCCAUGAUGGAUUUUCUGAGCAGAUAACAGAAUAGGGAAGAAAAAUGCCGGUGCCUAGUUCUUAAAUAGAGGUAUAAAUUAUAACUUUGGGUAUUAAGAUCCCUAGGUAUGAUGUUAGAUUAAUGCUACUGACCUUGUAUCUCUGGAUUUAAAUCAUCUUUGGUUACAAGUGAAAAUGAGUUUAUUCUCAUCCUAAUCCCUGAAGUCUGUUUUAUUAAAAUUACUGGUGUGCCACACAAUUUGACAUAAUUGGCAGCAUUUCCCUCUGCACCAUAUUGGAUCCAGGACUCUAUUAACAAGGCCAGUAUAGGUCAUGAUCAAGUUGCACUUGUGAAGCUGUCUGGGAGAAAUUAACUGUGACUCCUGUAUUUGAGUUUUAAUUCACCCAUUUCACUAAUUUGUUUUUUUAAAAGCCUAUAAGUGUAAAUAAAGGCUUGUAAGUAUUUUUAUUUCCAAAGAUAUGAGCAUAGUAUCAUCUUUAAAAUACAUUAUCCAGUCAUUUAAACACAUGUAGAAUUUCUCCACUACAGGUUUUGAUAGUUUCACGUUUGCACAGUGGUGCCUUACAGGGUUGCAGCAAGAGAGGUUUUUGUGCCUUGUUAUUUAUUGUCUCCCCUUCUCCCUCACCUUCUGUAUCAACAUGGUUCUAUGGAUUUCCUUUGGAAAAACAUCUUGUAUAUUAAGCUUGUGUUGUAUCACAGUAGUGACAAAUUUAUCACUGACAAAAUAGGUAAGUGUUAUCAAUUUGUACUUGUUUGUUUUAAUAUCUAGCUGCUCUGGUGUGCCAUGUACACUUUUCAUAUUUAUUGUUUAGAGUUUAUAGACUCAAAAGAUUAUAUUAAGAUUUUUGCAAAUAUUGUUGUAUGUUGUUUUUACUUUAACAACCAUCUGAGCAUCCCUGUAUACAAGGCUUUUAAAGAGAAGGUCUGUUCCCUUUCAGUGCUGUUAAAAUGAGUUUAUUUCAGUCUUCAGGCCCUUUUUAUUGGCAGAGUUAACUUCUUAGCAAAAGGAAUUGGGAUGCCUUUUUAUUUUAGAUCAAGGUAGGCAUGUUAGGUCAGCUUUAAAAUGCUAUAAAACUACCUGCUCAAGCACAGAACCUGUGUCUUCAUCAAAAAAUACAAUACUUCCUGAUCUGAAGUAAAUAUUUUACUCCAGUUAAUAUGUGAAUAGAGUUCUAUAAGGCUGUUUUGUAGAGCAGCCUUCUUAUAAAGUCCAGGUAGCUCUGCCAACUCAGCCCCCAGGGUCACCAGUGAGAAAAGUUCCUGCAGAGAGGCAGCUGUCUCUUCUCAUUUGCUGUUUAGGCUUAAGCCAAAACUACCUAAAGCACAUGGGACCUGUGGUGAAGUAAAUAGAUGGUAGCAAAGUGAGCUCCAACAGAAAGCUUGGCAGGAUGGCCAGGACUCAGCACAGUGGGGCUGUUCUGUGUCCUUCAAGAAAGGUUUAAAAAACAUCAAGCAAGUUGGCUAAAAAACUGUGGCAGAAGCCUUCUGGGAGCAGAAAGAAUUUUAAUUAUUAUUUCAGUGGAUGAGGUUUUCUUCAUCCUGAACAUGGUGCUUCAAGAGCAGUUACAAUACUGAAAGGUGCCUGGUACGGCUCAAAGUAAUGUGCAGAACACUUUCUCUUUCAAGCUGCGGCUUUAAUGUGUAGUUGGUGCACUCACCAGUUGCUUGGGAAUAUAAUGUCCCAGAUAGAAAGUUGCUAUAGUUGAUUCUGCUCCAUCGGCUGCAAGACUUCGGCACCUGUCAGUUCUGUGCUUCAUCUUGAGAAAGUCUCUGUAAAGUCUUUGGGUUUCUGUUUUGUGCUGUGCUUGAUCUUUUUUCCAAUCUGAAUGCUAUAAAAGAGAAAUAAUUCCUUUUAAUUAACCAAGCUGGUAGUCUCACCUGAGCAACUAAAACUGAUUUCACUUCGUACUCCAGGCAAUUUAAAACAUUUAUUUCACUAGUACCAAAAGUUAGGCUUAUUUUUUGGGAGACUUACUGUUUUCAUAGUGUAUUCUUCAAUACAAGUUUAAAUAUCCAACUGUUCUGUUUUGUAGGAUGACUGCCAAAUCAACAGACUAAGAAAUUAAUUAAGCAACACUGAACUGAGCCUGUGCACUUUCCACACAUGUCCAAUUACCAGUGACCUAGAUCUAGGGCAAAAGCCUGAAGUCUGGAGAGUCCAUUUAGAGAAUUGGAACAGCAGUUCUUCCAUAAAACUGCACAUCCCUGUGUGGAACAAAUGCCCUAAUAUAAUGUUCUUUUAGAGGGAAAGCUAUCACAAAUCAAGCUGUGACAGUUUGAUGUGUCUCUUCCUCAGGAUAAGCACACUGGAGAAUGCCUUGCUGGGAAAGAUGAUGUGUUCUUCCUCUGUAGCUGCUGUGUUCCUAAGGCCUUUUGAUAAAGUAACAAAUCAGCAAAUCUCUAAGAACUUGCUACUCCUGUUCUGGUAAACUAAGCACAUAACUGGAUGCAGAGUUGGGCUGAAGUGGGGCUGGGGUAGCUUGGCUUAACUACUGUCCUCCUAAGGAAGCGACAUAAAUAAUAUAAAGAAAUUUGAUGUUAAAAUAGCACAGGGCACAUGCUAUCAAUAUCUGUCCUUUGGAGUCCUGUCCUGCUCUUGAGUAAAUGUGGCUAGCAUGAGGGUCUCGCGUAAGCAUGAUGAUUGCUUUCUAGUUAGUUUAAAGAUAAUCUGAUUUCAAAUUAGAUCAUCCCUCCACAGUGGUAAUUUGUAGAUCUUUAGGUCAGAACCUAAAGGUUGCUCUUAAAACUCUUGUUUGGUUGCUAAUAGUUCUAAACCUGUAGCUGAUCAUAGACUUAAGUAUACUGGUCAUGAAACCUAUAUUAACCUUUAGGAUUAGGUCUUUAGAUUAGACUGAAGUCUGCUUUGACUUGCUUUCACCAUUUAUGCCACACUUCUCUCCAAGUGUUGCUUAUUGUGGUGCUUGAUAUCUUUCAGAUGUAACAGGUUUCCUAAUGCUUUGGAAGUUUCAAAAACCUGGAAGUACUGCAGUUUUCUUCCACUAUUCUGAAGGCUCAGAUUAGUGAACAGUAUGGGUGAGCUUAUGAUUGAUCUAGCUAGCUUGACCUGCCUGCAUGUUAAAUAGCAUGGAAAAUCAGCACGGCAUCAUAAUUCAAUGGUGCAACUUCUGUAUGCACAACAGGCUUAAGGAAGAGGAUGUAGUCGGGACCCUUGUCACAGCAUGUAGCAAGGAACAGGACCCUGCUGGGGUAUGACUCAUAAAAAGUAGAAGCAGUAGAGCUGUUUUGAUGUUCAGCAGCAGCUCAGGGACUUGACAUGGAAGGUCAGAGGCAUGCUGCUUCUGAGAUCGGUUUCCAGGUCACAGAGAAUUCAGUGACCUGGUCUAUUAAACACUUGUUGUAGCUAAGCAAUUCUGCACUGGCAUCAAGCAACAGAAAAUAUAUAUGGAUCUGUGUUUCUUAAUCUGCUGGCUUCAGGUAAUAAAUGUCCUGGUGGUGACUUUGAAAUUGGGGUGCAAUAUUUCAUUUAUUCUUGUUUAUAGUUUAACUCUUGAGGUCAGUUGUAUACUGUUUAUAAUUGAGCGGGAUUGUAGUUUUUGACAUGUACUAUAAAAGUCUUUCCCAUCUUGAUGACAAGGUUAGCAUGUACAUAUCUCGUGCUUUGUAUCUCUGCAUAUAUUUCUGCUGAACACUUUUCUUGCAAGGGGGCAGUCUUGGUGAAGUCCCAUGCUGCCCCACAAAGGUGUUCCUCAUUACCCAGCAUUACAGAUUGGUUUCCUUGCUCUGUCUUACUGUUGCUCUUCAAUCUUGUAGUUUAUCUUUACGGCUGUCUGUUGGCAAUGUCCCUUAACAAACAUCUUUCCAUCAAAGAAAACGGGUUUGUUGUUUUUCUGUCUCAGGGAUUUUUACCCCUGAACUAGUGAAUUUGAAAAAUAUUGCUUCUUCUCCCUUUCAGGGCUUCUGAGUGCCUGUUGACUUCCACAGUCAGUUUACUUACACAUUUUAACUUCAGACCUGGCUAUUUAAAAAAAAUAUAUAUUCAAAUAUUGGAUGUGGCAAAGAGAAAGAAAACUGUUUUCAUUGUAAUGUAUCUGGAAAGACUGGGUGUUUCACUAGCCUUUAUUGCUCUGUAACGCUCUCUGUAAAAGUCACUUAUCUGUGUGCUGGGGUCACGCUUGAUGUAUAUUCCUGAAGAAACUUUAGUAAACAGAAUUUUGUAAUAAGUAUUUUAUUUGUAUGUGUUUUGAAAAUCCAUAAAGCUUAAAAUAAAAUGAUCUUAAU
Molecule: messenger RNA, 7424 nt
Organism: Gymnogyps californianus (California condor)
Lineage: Eukaryota; Metazoa; Chordata; Aves; Accipitriformes; Cathartidae
Gene: MTMR6
Product: myotubularin related protein 6
Exons: 14
Coding region: 1-1866 (621 amino acids)
Biological process (GO): dephosphorylation
Cellular component (GO): nuclear envelope
Molecular function (GO): phosphatidylinositol-3,5-bisphosphate phosphatase activity
Source: RefSeq, a predicted model, not a curated record